Nylanderia fulva is the source of this 3137-nucleotide messenger RNA. NCBI's taxonomy places the organism in Eukaryota, Metazoa, Arthropoda, Insecta, Hymenoptera, Formicidae. The record is from RefSeq and is a predicted model, not a curated record.
AUAUAUAUAUGUCUUUACAUAUAAUUAAAAAGAACCAUUUUAUUUUGAAUGUCAAAUGAGAACUAUUGUGCCAUUGAAUAUAGUAUUAAUAAAUAUAUAACAAUUAUUUUCUAAUUUAAGGAUUUUUUUUAGAUAAGAACCUUGAAGGAAAGGAAGGAAAAAGAAGGAAUGAAAGAUUCUUUUCGAUAAUAGCUGUAGCCUUUUAAAGAGGGAACCUUUUUUAUACAAAAGAUAUCAAUAGCACAUGCACAUGCAUGAGUGGAGAAGGGAGCGAGGUGAGAGGCGGUGAAUGCGAAUGCAGGAUCGUGUAGCUUCGUGCAUCCUCGCGAUCAUGACAGCUGGCGGCUGUAUACACUCAGCUCUUUGUUUAUUUUCGUGCGAUGUACGGACAUCGCGUGGCAAACGAUCUCAACUGAUUAGUGCUAGUGGCAGACAGUCAGUGCCGAGUGCGCUGACCCGUAGAAUGAUCGUGGAUGGUCAUUGACCGCGACUGACAGGCACGAUCUAUUGUUUACAUCUCGACAUAUCCUGAGAAGAGCGACGUCCCGGAUCUCGUUCCUCCUGACUCCUGAUCGACGAUUUCUCGCGACGAUACGUGAACGAGCAUGUCAUCGUCGAAGACAGCGGAAAGCUCUCCCGCGAGAACCACGAGCAACAAAGGCGAGCAACAGGAAUUUCCGCUCGGCCUCGAUAAGGACGCCAGCGAGCAUAGCAUCUCCAGCAUGAUGUCGUGCGUAUCCAUUUCGCCGAAGCAUGCGGAGAGCAGUCUCCGGAUGAUGGAAAGUUAUUUGCACAAGCAACAGCUGACAGACGUCACGCUAAUCGCGGGAAAUAAACGUGUCCCGGCUCAUCGAUUAGUACUAAGUGCUGGUUCAGAAUAUUUUGCUGCUAUGUUUACAAGCUCUCUACGAGAGUCAGCACAAAAUGAAAUAGAAUUAAUGGAUGUAGAUGGAGAUGCAUUAUGGGCUCUGGUUCUUUACUGUUAUACAGGUUGCAUAGAGUUACAGGAAGAUAGUGUAGAGACCCUUCUUGCAACUGCAUGCCUAUUACAAUUAAAUCCAGUUAUUAAAGCAUGCUGUCAAUUUCUCAUUAAACAACUUCAUCCAAGUAAUUGCCUCGGCAUACGAAUGUUUGCCGAUACACAGGGUUGUACAGAAUUAUUUGAGCAUGCACAUGCAUAUACUACCAAACAUUUCAUGGAAGUUACAAGAAAUCAAGAAUUUUUACUUCUGUCUGCUAACGAAGUCGCAAAAUUACUCGAAUCCGAGGAUCUUAAUGUUCCUUCAGAAGAAACUAUUUUCCAUGCCCUUAUGAUUUGGUUGGAGCAUGAUCCAGAAAACAGGAGCAAAGAUGCCAGUGAUUUAUUAGGUCUAGUCAAAUUACCAUUGUUAUCACCCGCAUUUAUAGCUGACAAUAUUGAGAGCAAUGAAAUGUUUAAAGACCAAAGAGUGGCACAGGAAUUAGUAAUGGAAGCAUUGAAGUAUCAUCUGCUGCCUGAACGAAGACCUCUGCUUCAAUCAGGAAGAACGAAACCAAGAAAAGCUACUGUGGGUACAUUGUUAGCUGUCGGAGGAAUGGAUGCUAAUAAAGGUGCGACAUCCAUAGAUGCAUUUUCAUUGCGCGACAACGCUUGGAAAUCUCUAGCUGCCAUGAGUGGUAGAAGAUUGCAAUUUGGUGCUGUAAUAGUAGAUAAAAAAUUAAUUGUUGCGGGCGGUAGAGAUGGUUUAAAAACGCUAAACACGGUAGAAUGCUUCGAUUUUUCUACUCUUACCUGGAGUACAUUACCACCCAUGAAUGUACAUCGUCAUGGCUUAGGAGUAGCAGUCUUAGGUGGACCCUUGUAUGCUGUUGGUGGUCAUGAUGGUUGGAGUUUUCUUGAUACAGUAGAGAGAUGGGAUCCAGCAACACGUCAAUGGAGUUCGAUAUGCCCUAUGUCCAUACAAAGGUCUACAGUUGGUGUAGCUGUAUUAAAUGAUAAAUUAUAUGCUGUAGGAGGAAGAGAUAUCAGUUCCUGUUUAAAUACUGUAGAAUGCUAUGAUCCACAUACUAAUAAGUGGACACCAUGUGCGCCUAUGUCAAAGAGACGAGGUGGUGUAGGCGUAGGAGUAGUAAAUGGUUGCCUUUAUGCACUUGGUGGUCAUGAUGCUCCAGCUACUAACCCAAAUGCAAGCAGAUUUGACUGUGUAGAGAGAUAUGAUCCUAAAACCGAUACAUGGACAAUGGUUGCACCAAUGAGUGUACCCCGAGAUGCAGUAGGUGUGUGUGUGCUAGGUGAUCGACUUAUAGCUGUGGGAGGAUAUGAUGGUCAGCAAUAUCUCACACUGGUAGAAGCCUACGAUCCACAUUCUAAUGAAUGGGAACCCGUUGCUCCUCUUAAAACUGGCCGCGCAGGACCUUGUGUAGUUAAAAAUUUAGCUGGCAUCUAAAGUUUUUUAAUAGAAAAUACAUAUAUAUGAACUCUAUUUUUUUCUUAGAGUAUAACAAUGUGUAAUACUGCUUAUUAUAAAUAUUUUGAAAUUUUAAGAUAUAUGAUAAAUAUUAUUAAUAAUAGAUAAAUUAUUGAAUAAGUUUUGCUAUGAAUAAUAGAAAUGAGUGAUAUAAAAUAUGUGCUGGGAGAAAAACUGAAAAAUAAGUAUUAUAGAUAUAGAUAUUUCAAGUAACGCCUGUAUAUUAAAUUAUAUUAAUUUCAUAAAAUUAAUUCUUAGUAUCAAUCAACAAUCUAUAAGAUUUGUUUCAGAAAUAAUAACACAAUCUGCUCUCUUGUGAUAUUGUAUAUGUUAAAUUAUUGCAGUGUUAUUUUUUUGAAACACAAUUUUAUAGAGAUAACUUCAUUUAUGAAUAAAUAUUAAAUUUUUUUUAGUAUGUACUUUUAUAGGAUUUUUACACACUUUUGUAUUGUUAUACUAUAUUAAGAAAAUUCCAAUCAUUGUAACUGCCAUACGUUUAUUUCGACGCUUAUUUACGAAUUUGUACAUAUUACUGCGAUUUUAUAUAAAUUUUCAAUGUAAUGAUUUUACUAAUGACAAUGUUUAUAAUGCAUGUGUGUUUGUUAUAAUCUAAAAACAAAAGCCAAAAAUUUUUUAAUAGAAUAUAUAUAUAUAAACUAUUCUCUCUCAAAAAAUAUAACACAAGUAUAA